Messenger RNA from Temnothorax curvispinosus, 3427 nucleotides. RefSeq names its product kinesin-like protein Klp61F. Bases 141 to 3125 code for a protein of 994 amino acids. Gene Ontology annotation, biological process: mitotic spindle assembly; microtubule-based movement. The transcript has 16 exons. NCBI's taxonomy places the organism in Eukaryota, Metazoa, Arthropoda, Insecta, Hymenoptera, Formicidae. The record is from RefSeq and is a predicted model, not a curated record. Gene Ontology annotation, cellular component: nucleus; spindle microtubule. Gene Ontology annotation, molecular function: plus-end-directed microtubule motor activity; ATP binding; microtubule binding.
GUGGCUGUGGCUGACUUCUCGCGUCUGGCGUUUACAAACAGUAAAUAAACGCGAAAUAAAACGUGUUGUCGUUGACGGACGUGAAAUCGUACUAGCCGUGUUGCCGUAGCGAGAGAUAAUUACGCAAGAAAUUAUCCAAGAUGAAUGAUGCUCGCAAUACGAAAAAGGAUAAGAAUCAGCAUAUACAAGUUUUCGUGCGCGUCAGACCAAUAAAUCAAAGUGAGAAAGUUGGAAAAUCUAUCCCGGUAUUAGAAUUGCCAUCUAACAAAGAAGUGGUGGUCCACGAAAGAUCACAAGGCAAUCAUUCAAAGAAAUUCACAUUUGACAAAGUAUUUGGACCUUCUUCGAAACAGAUAGAUGUGUAUAAUGCAGUUGUUAGCCCAUUGCUCGAGGAAGUAUUGGCAGGAUAUAAUUGUACGGUUUUUGCUUAUGGCCAAACUAGUACUGGAAAGACAUUUACUAUGGAAGGUGUUAGCAAUGAUCCAACAUUGCACUGGCAAAGUGAUACUAAAGCUGGAAUUAUACCACGUGCAUUAAGUCAUUUGUUUGAUGAAUUACGUUUGUUGGAAGCACAAGAAUAUACAGUACGAGUUAGCUUUCUCGAGUUAUAUAACGAAGAACUGUUUGACUUGCUAUCGCCUAGUGAUGAUGCAUCUAAAAUAAGGCUUUAUGAAGAUGCUACAAGAAAAGGUUCAGUGAUCAUUCAUGGAUUAGAGGAAGUAACUGUACAUAAUAAAAAUGAAGUUUAUAAGAUCCUAGAAAAGGGAUCAGAGAAAAGACAAACGGCUGCAACUUUAAUGAAUGCUCACUCGAGCCGUUCCCAUACAGUAUUUUCCAUCACUAUUCAUAUAAAAGAAAAUAAUGUGGAUGGAGAAGAACUUUUAAAAACUGGAAAAUUAAACUUGGUAGAUUUAGCUGGGAGUGAAAAUGUUGGAAGAUCUGGUGCGGUUGAUAGGAGAGCACGAGAAGCAGGAAAUAUUAAUCAAUCAUUAUUGACUCUUGGUCGAGUUAUAACGUCGCUUGUUGAGAGAGCACCUCACAUUCCAUAUCGGGAAUCAAAAUUAACAAGACUCUUGCAAGAGUCAUUAGGUGGACGUACGAAAACGUCAAUCAUUGCAACAGUGUCUCCAGCGAGCAUAAAUGUUGAGGAAACCUUAUCAACAUUAGAUUAUGCUCAACGUGCCAAAAAUAUCACAAAUCGUCCUGAAAUUAAUCAGAAACUGUCUAAAAAGGCACUACUUAAAGAGUACACGGAAGAAAUUGAGAGACUUAGAAGAGACUUGGUGGCAGCACGUGAACGAAAUGGUGUAUAUUUGGCACACGAUAAUUAUAAUGAGAUGCAAACAUUAAUUGAAAAUCAGACAAAGGAAAUUGAAGAAAAAAUAACUCACAUUAAAGUCCUUAAAGAAACUAUGGAGACUAAGGAGCAAAUAUUUAAUGAUUUACAAACAAAGCAUAUGGAACAAACUAAUUAUCUACACGAAACUAAGAAACAAUUAGAAACCACCGUACAUGCUUUGAAAUCAACUACAGCACUUUUACAAAUGACAGAACGUGAGAAAGAAGAACAAAGUUACUUAGUAGAAAAACACGUAUCUACAGAAAAACAACUUUUGUCGGAAGCAAAAAAACUCUUGGAUGUAGCUGAUUCAGCAACAGUUGAUGUAAAUAAGCUUCAUGAUAAAAUUUCUUAUAAGAGACAAUUGGAACAAGAAAAUGAACAUAUCAGUCAUCAGUUCCGAAGUAACAUUUCAAAACAGUUUCAAGAUGUGGAAAAUAAUGUUGCAGUUUAUACACGGGAAUUCAUAGGGUUUUGUACCUCUAUGAAAAAUAGCAUCGGCUCACAAAUGGAACUGUUUAAAAAGGAUAUUGAUUCAAUAAUCGGCCAUAUGUCAAAUGACAUUGUUAAUAAAGAAAAAUUAGCAAUAGAUGAAUUUACAAAGAACAUAAAUAAUUCAUACAAACACUAUCACCAGUGGCUGGACACAGAAAUGGCAUAUUCAUCUGACAUGACUCAGAAUGAACGUAAAUUUUUAAAUGAUGUGUCCCUAAAACUGACAUCGAAAAUUAAUGAUUUUAUAGAAGUUAAUAACAUGGAAAUUGUAGAGAACUUACAUCGUUUAAAUGAUGCGGUAUCUCAGAAGUUUGAUAAAGUAUUGGCAUAUACAAAUGAAUCGAUAAAACAACUAUGUAACUACAGGUUGCAAGAACGUGAUAAUUUGUAUAAAAAUAUAGAUGAGAUAAAACAGAAUAUACAAGCUAUUCGUGAAGGUGAUGGUAAAAUUAUGGAGGAGCAAGAAAGAUUUAAAAAGUCAUUUGAAGAUCUAUGGCUACAAUUUAACAAGUUAAAUGAAAAUGUGACCGAGAAUUAUUCGACCGCAUGCACCACCUUAAAUCGUGUUAAUGAGGUUUGCGACAGUACGACUAAUGAUAUUUUUAAUAACUACCACAAGGCUGUUGAGAGAAAUGAGACUCUACAGCAGAGAAUUCAAGGCGACGUGGAUAUAAUAAAAAACGAUGUUACAUCUAGCAUGGAAGAGAAUUGGACGUUAGCAGAGCAGGUUGCAGUACAUAGCCGUAAUUUGACUGAUGAAAUUCAAACUGACUUAAAUAGUCAUUGCGAUGUAUUAGUGCAGAAAAAAUUACAUGUCGAAGAUAACAUAAAACAAAUGGAACAAAAGUUCAAGGAAGAUAAUUCUUCUUCUGUUGGAUCUGUCAAAAAUAUCUAUAAUACACUAGUUCAAGGAAGUCAUGAUCAUCAAAAGCUUGCGGAAGAAUUAAGAAAGAAAAAUCUACAAGCAUCCAAAGAACUGAACGAUAAGCUUACAAGUGAAAGCGAAAAAUCGUCUGUUUGUUAUGACAAGACAAUUACGGAUCUGCAUUCAAUACAGGAAAAAAUUGGGAAAUUUCUUGGAGAUUUACGGCACGACACGCCAACAGGUUUAACGCCGGCAAGAAAAGAAUAUCAAUAUCCACGACGUCUUGUUGCAACUUCGCCACAUGAACGAAUCAUUCAGAGAUUCAGAGAAACAAGAAAUUACCUCAACCUCAACAAUUCUGAUAAUGAAGAAACGGUAUUGGUCAAUAAUAACUCGCCGAAGAAGAAAUGUCCGAAUGCAAAUUAAAUACUUCAACUGGUAAUCAGUUGCACAUUUUAUACUUAUACAAUAAAAAUUAGUUAAUUAUGUACAUUAGGUUUAAUUAAAGAGAUAAGGAUAUUUUGAUACAAUGAUACAAUGUAAUUCACGGCAUAAAUAACGAUAUAAAUAAAUAAUUGACAGAAAAUGAUUCACAAAUCUAUUGCAUUAUACAUUAUAUAAAAAAGUAUCAGACACUUUAGCGAAUUGACUGCAUAAAUAAUUCUUAUAAUAAGCAUAAAUAGACAUAUACUACGUUUACGCGAGCGUUACUUCUGUAGUAACUUACG